AUGAAUGAUACAGGCAAAGCCACCGAUCGGCUUCUAGCUGUUGCCCGAUCGUUACAGCAUCCUGAUCCAAACUAUGGCUUACCCGACGAGUUCAUGAAAAAGCUUCGUGCUGCCCUUCUAUCAGACCCAUUGUUGCCGAGACCCAAUCCCUCCAUCUCACUCUGGCAAGAACCUGCUCACCCUACUGUAUCAAGCAUUCAGUCUCCAACCCUUCCACAGUACGCUGAUAUUGUUGUCAUUGGCUCUGGGAUAACUGGAUGCAGCGUUACCAAGGCCCUCCUCGAAGAUCACAGUCUGGACUCUACAAGUCGCAUUGUCGUACUCGAAGCGCGUACCCUUACCAGCGGCGCAACAGGCCGUAAUGGGGGCCAACUCGUCUCUCCAGUCGGAUAUCUCUACAAGACUAUGUGCAAAAGACAUGGAGAAGAAACAGCCAAGGAAAUGUGUCGCUUCAGCUUCAUGAACAUUCGACGGAUCAUGGACAUGCUCGACGAACUGGAUCCCGAGCUCCGGGAGUCCAGUGAGAUUCGACAUGUGCGUAAAGUAAUGGUUGCUGGGGAUGAAGAGACUUGGAACGCUUCGAAGGAGUCUCUGGACUCCUUUCGGGAGGCAAUCACUAGUCACCAAGCCCUCCAUCGUGUUACUGAGCAAGAUGGCUUAGCAAAGGAAUUCAACGUCAGGAAUGGCCAUGGCGUGAUCGACCAUCCUGCCGGCGCCGUCUGGCCCUACCGCCUCAUAACUGGCAUUUUCGAACGUCUUCUCGUCCAAUACCACGACCGCCUUUCGAUCGAAACAAACACUCCCGCAACAGCGGUAAAAUACACACCUGGCACGACAACUAACGACUCUUCUAUGUCUGACUACCCAUACGUCAUUGAGACUCCACGAGGUGACAUUCGAGCGAAGCAGGUGAUUCACUGCACGAACGCGAACGCUGCCCACUUGUUGCGUCCAUUAAUAGGAAGACUCUAUCCUUAUAGAGGUACAAUGUCUGUACAAAAGGCUGGUCCUCAUCUAGAAAACUUGGGCAACAGUCGAUCAUGGAGCCACCUGACUAAAUCCUCUCUUGAUCCCGUGUCAGAGCGGUUUGAUGGGGGCCUGUACUAUCUCCAGCAGCAUGCCACAACUGGCGAUAUAUGGGUCGGCACUGACUACUCUAAUGUCUUUGAUGUUAUCACGUCUGACGACACUGCUGUGCCGGGUCACUCGGUCGAGGCUCUGCUGAAGUUCUUGCCCAAAUACUUUGUAAAGGGGUGGCUGAAAGAUGAGAGACCGGAGUUGAAAGGAGUCUGGACUGGACUGCAGGGUCAUACAUCGGAUGGACUUCCAUUGGUAGGAAAGCUACCGAAGAGUGUCUCUGGGAGAGAAGGCGAUGGCGAGUGGAUUGCUGGGGGGUACAGUGGGUACGGGAUGGACAAGGCUUGGAUGACUGGUGAAGCAGUUGCCAGUAUGAUUUCAGGCAAGGGGAUUCCUGAAUGGUUACCGAAAGCGUUUCUUCUUACAGAGCAGAGACUCGAGCGAGACAUCACGGUGGAGAGAUCUGUAGCUAAGUGGGUGUCUAUAGCAAAGACUGGCGAUUGGUAG
Molecule: messenger RNA, 1584 nt
Organism: Fusarium fujikuroi IMI 58289
Lineage: Eukaryota; Fungi; Ascomycota; Sordariomycetes; Hypocreales; Nectriaceae
Exons: 2
Coding region: 1-1584 (527 amino acids)
Cellular component (GO): cytoplasm
Molecular function (GO): oxidoreductase activity
Source: RefSeq, a predicted model, not a curated record